AUGGAAUCCUUGACAGUGGGAUGUCCAGGGCAUAUCGUUGAUAAGGUAGGGGAUGGAGCGAUCCUGCUGAAGGAGGUUAAUUCAAGCAACACUAACCCUCAGGAGAAUGAUCUAUUCCACGAGGAUGCCCAGGGGUCUCAGCAGUCCAGUCAGCCGUGGUGGAGAAUCAAACUUUUUGUGUGGGAGCCGGUGCUCUUUGGUACCUGGGAUGGAGUCUUCACCACGUGCAUGAUUAACAUCUUUGGUGUGGUUUUGUUCCUGCGUACUGGCUUUUUAGUGGGCAACACAGGUGUGCUGGUCGGUAUGCUCCUUGUCUCUAUGGUGGUACUGUUUGCAUUGGUCACAGUGAUGUCUGGGAUUGGCGUGUGUGAAUUCUGUGGGGUGGGAAGUGGAGGCGUGUACUCCAUGAUCUCCACAGUCCUUGGAGGCAGGUUGGGAGGCAGCGUGGGCCUUCUGUAUGUGUUUGGACAGUGUGUCGCCGGUGCCAUGUACAUAACAGGCUUUUCUGAGUCUGUAGCACAGCUACUGGCUCUUAAGAGCCAAUGGGCGGUGCGAGGCAUGUCCGCUGGAGUGCUGUUUGCCCUGCUUGGAAUCAACCUGGCAGGUGUCAAGUGGAUUGUGAGACUCCAGCUGCUGUUACUGGCGGUGUUGGCUGUCUCCACGCUUGACUUUGUCAUCGGUACUUUUACACAUCUUGACCCAGCGCAUGGUUUCACUGGUUAUUCAUUUGGUCUGCUCAGCCGCAACACGCUGCCUGAUUACAGCCCAGGAGAAAAUUUCUUCACGGUAUUUGGGGUCUUCUUCCCUGCUGCUACAGGUGUUAUGUCAGGCUUCAACAUGAGCCCAGACCUGCAGCGAGCAGAACACAACAUCCCUGUGGGAACACUGGCGGCUGUCUUUACCUCGUGGUUCCUGUAUCUGGUCUUUGUCUUCCUCCUCGGGGCCAUAUGCAGCAGAGAAGCUCUACGCUAUGACUUCUUGAUAGCAGAAAAGGUCUCCUUGGUGGGUUUCCUGUUUCUGCUCGGCCUUUAUGUCUCCUCCCUGGCUUCCUGCAUGGGCGGCCUAUACGGAGCACCCAGGAUCCUACAGUGCAUCGCCCAAGAGAAGGUCAUUCCUGCACUGGCCUUUCUUGGAAGAGGGAAAGGCCCAAACAAGACUCCUGUUGCUGCCAUCUGUCUGACCUGCCUGCUAUGCAUGGCCUUUGUUUUCAUCGGCCAGGUCAAUGUACUGGCACCCAUCGUGACCAUCAACUUCAUGCUCACCUAUAGCUUUAUUGACUACUCCUACUUCUGCGUGUUCAUGACAUUCCAGUUGAAGGAAAAGGAAAAAACCAACCUAGCUGUAGGAAGUCAGCAAAGAUCCACCAGACAGCUUUUAAUUGAGACCGCUGCUCCCGAUUAUGGAAGCGGAGGAGAGAGUCCACAGGGGAAAGGUACUUUGAUCGAGUUCACCAAGGACAUGGAUCGGAUCUUUCCCUCUUCCUCCAAUGGAGUUGCUGGACCUGAAAUGGCCUUACAAGGAAGGAGCAGGGGCAAAGAGGCCAAACAAAAGCUGAUGGACAGUUUUGGCUUGGACUUGAACAAGAAUGCGUUUGAAGAUGAGCAAGAUCUGCCUCAAGAAUUGCCAAAGGUGGGGCAAACGGAAACUUGUCGUGUUGAACAAGAUUCAUCUUCUAGGCCUUGUAGCUCAGGUGCUCCACGCUGUUCAGCCAUUGGAAGUAAAGCACAACAGCAGAACUUAGAAAUCAAAACCCAUCCUGACUCAAUCUAUGCUAAGUUUAGGAACCAUUGGAUGGCUCUUAUCGGUGCUUUGAGCUCCCUGUUGAUUAUGUUUGUUAUUCAGUGGGUUUACGCACUAGCAAAUAUAGUUGUUGCCCUGCUGCUCUUCUUCUACAUUGGUAAAUCCAGCCCUGGACUACACAAAGGUGUUGCGGCUCGAUUCAGUUUUAUCGCAUGGCUCAAAUCAACGUCAAACAGCGUUUGCAGGAGGAGCGCUCCAAGAGAUGAAAUCGUAGUGACACUGCCUCUGUCGGUGGUUGGUCUUAAAACUAAGCAGCUGACGGAGGAAAAUGCCGACUUUGCAUCUCGCAACCGCUACCAUCAGUCCUCGUUCAUCAAGAGGGAUGAGGUGGUACGACAGUCACAUGAGUAA
Messenger RNA from Nerophis lumbriciformis (worm pipefish), 2151 nucleotides. NCBI's taxonomy places the organism in Eukaryota, Metazoa, Chordata, Actinopteri, Syngnathiformes, Syngnathidae. The record is from RefSeq and is a predicted model, not a curated record.